ACGGCACGGCGAGCCCUGGAGUCGGUCACAUGGAUGUUGUUAGGUUGCGCGUCUCCUGAGUGGCGGCUGUGGGAAGCAGAUUCUGAACACCCAGCCUAGUAAAAAGAAAACAAAAAAAGUUGACUCGCAGAACCUUUUAACUUCUCCACCUUGGAGGCAAGCGAAAAGCCCAUGGAUCGAACAAGAAAAAGACUUAAAGAGAAAUCUUUACGAGCAUCAAAUAAGCUGAAGAAGUCAAGACCUAGGGAUGGAAGCUGUAGUAGUACAGUAGGUAGUGCAACCUUAGAAGAUCAGUCAACAGAAUUUAGGAAAGAUGAUAAUCCUAACGAAAAGAAGGCCAAGACUAAUCGGAGGGGUAGACCAAAAAAGGUUGGAUUAAAGAAGUCUGUAAAAGAAAAGAAAGAUCGCCGUAAAGAAUCAAAAUUGACCAAACGAGCACGAAAUCGGCCGUCAAAGUUCUAUACUUGUGCGUGUGGUAGAGGCUACACCAGCGUCUCUCAUCUCCAUAGACACCAGAAAACUCAUGUAGGAGGUGACGUAGGUAGUGGUCAGCAUUUUGGAGAACAUGAAAAGCCUUUUCGAUGCCUGUGUGGGAAGAUGUAUUCCAUCAGUUCUAAUCUGAACAGACAUCAGAAGACAUGCCAAGCUGGAUCCACGACACCUUCCGAUGCCAGAAAAAACCUAUAUAAGCCCUAUGCCUGUGCUUGUGGGAAACGAUACACCUGCAAAUCUGAUCUCCACAGACAUCAGAAAUCUCACUUAGAUGGAAAUAAGAAAAGAGCCAAGACUUAUAUGUGCGACUGUGGCAAGAAGUUCAGAGUUAGGGCACGUCUGUUACGGCAUCAGAAGACACACACCCAAGUGAAGGUCCAAAUCCAACUCGAAGUUGACCCUGGAGAAGUUAACGAGGUGGAAGCUCCAGAGAGGGUUAAACCAUACGCUUGUCUGUGUGGAAAAAGCUACACUUGUAGUUCUCAUCUCUACCGGCAUCAAAGGACUCACCAUGACGAGGACUUCUCUGCAAGGUCAAGGUAUUGGGCUACAGAAAUGGAGAAACAUUAUAAAUGUGAUUGUGGUAGAGCCUACACUUCUGCCUCACACCUCUUCCGACACCAGAAAACUCACGAGACGAUGGAGUUUAUUGUAGAUGACCCGGACUGUGAUAGCGACGUCCACAAUGAGGACUUUGGAGAUAAGCCUUACCAGUGCGAAUGCGGCAAAAGUUUCAUAUUAUGGUUUUCUCUUAUGGUGCAUAAAAGGAUUCAUUGUAAAGCGAAUCUUCAGACCUCCUCUGGGCAGGAGGACAGUCCUUGAUUCUCCACUCCUCAUCCACCAGGCGAUUAGAACUGAAGAGCCAAGGUCUAUUCAGAUGACUAGCUGGCCAAUAUUCAUAUGUCUGUCAUUUUUAUAAAAAAAAUAAAAAAAUAUAUCACUUACAUUAAAGAAUUUCUCAAUAUAACCCCGGGCCAAUUCAAAAACAUAACAACAUAAUCCCCCUGGUGGAGCGAAGAAAAAAAUAAAAUAAAAAAAUUCCCCUGCAACCAUACAAUCUACCAUGAAGACCAUAUUUUGGACCAUACUUCCAACUUAUUUUUGGGAGGUGUAUCUGAUCUUUUCAUAUACCUUCACUUUAUGAACCAAGCUGACCCGGUUAUUGAUGCCAGGAGCGGCCCUGGCCAUCCACCCACGUGCUAUGUUCUGAUCUUCUGACAUCUGAUACUUGUGAAGAUUGUAUAUUAACGUCCCGGGCCACAAUAGGGGUCAAAUAUUUGGAUAAGAACUAUACAUCUUUGCAAUGAUAUAAGACAGGACCAUAAUGUUGACUGGGCAGGUUUUAUUCUAAUUGUAUCAGGAAUGGAAGACCUCACCUUUUUUUCCCCUCACCUUCGGGAAAAAGAAAUGCCCCUCUUAGGGCAGUAUGAUUUACCAGAAGGGGGGGGGGGGGCACGUCCACGUCUUAUGAACUAGCUAAAAGAGCGUCUCUGACUCUGGAGGACUCAGCAUGAGAACUGUGUAAUUCUUCAUUUCUCCUGUGGUGGCGCAGCAGCAAACUGAACUCCCCUCAUGCAGAUUACAGCUGGACGUCCCUGCAGCGUUGCACCAUGUGAUCAGCUUAUCGGAGGACGGACUCGUCUAAUAAAAAGGGACUGUUUGUUUAAAGCGGACGGUAACUGCAAUUACAAAGCAGAAUCGGUUUUUCACUUUUUUUUUUUUACUUAUAUUUUUUUUUAUUCAUUUUUAAUCACAUGAAAAACAAAAUGUUAUCGCUUGGGUGACAUUUUACGAGGGCGAGUCAAGAAUUAUUUACACUCUGGCUGUAGAAUUUAUUUUAACCCCUUGGUGACCACUGUACAUGUAAGGUGGAAGAUGGCGCGCGGGCCCCAUAGCCACCGGGUUUUUUCUUUAGGGCGAAUGUAUGUGAUUAGCCAUAAGGCCAAAUGUGACCACGGCAUCUGAGCUGCGCGCACCCGUGCCCCUAACAACGUUCCUCGGCUGAGAUCGGGGAAGCUGGUAUGUACCAGGGAUGGCUUGCAGGCUCUGAUACCGAUCAUAUUCCGAUGCUGGCCUGCAGGUGGCAGCACUGCAUAGGAAUACAGUGAAUGGUGUGUUCUCUGAUUAUGUAUACCCAUCACAGAAUGCAAUUGACAAUCUGAUGAUUGCUGGUUAUAGUCACCUGGGGUGACUUAAAUAAGUAAAAAAAAACAAUGUAUAUGUAUAAAAAAUAUAAAAGUUCAAAUCACCCUCCUUCCCCCAAAAUAAACAAUAUAUAA
Molecule: messenger RNA, 2771 nt
Organism: Bufo bufo (common toad)
Lineage: Eukaryota; Metazoa; Chordata; Amphibia; Anura; Bufonidae
Product: histone-lysine N-methyltransferase PRDM9-like
Exons: 3
Coding region: 172-1314 (380 amino acids)
Biological process (GO): regulation of transcription by RNA polymerase II
Molecular function (GO): RNA polymerase II cis-regulatory region sequence-specific DNA binding; DNA-binding transcription factor activity
Source: RefSeq, a predicted model, not a curated record